This is a messenger RNA of Felis catus (domestic cat), 2268 nucleotides long. RefSeq names its product cytosolic purine 5'-nucleotidase-like. Gene Ontology annotation, biological process: IMP metabolic process; adenosine metabolic process. Lineage: Eukaryota; Metazoa; Chordata; Mammalia; Carnivora; Felidae. Gene Ontology annotation, molecular function: 5'-nucleotidase activity. The record is from RefSeq and is a predicted model, not a curated record.
AAAUUAGCCAGGAGUUGCACGCUGGGAUUGCUGCCGUGCGGCGGGGCCGAAUUCAGCAUACAAUUGAAAUAAAAUGUCAACCUCCUGGAGUGAUCGGUUACAGAAUGCAGCGGAUAUGCCUGCUAACAUGGAUAAGCAUGCCCUGAAAAAGUAUCGGCGAGAAGCCUAUCAUCGGGUGUUUGUGAACCGAAGUUUAGCCAUGGAAAUAAAGUGUUUUGGUUUUGAUAUGGAUUACACACUUGCUGUGUACAAGUCCCCGGAGUAUGAGUCUCUUGGCUUUGAGCUUACUGUGGAGAGAUUAGUUUCUAUUGGCUAUCCUCAGGAGCUGCUCAGCUUUGCUUAUGAUUCUACAUUCCCUACCAGGGGACUUGUCUUUGAUACACUAUAUGGAAAUCUUUUGAAAGUUGAUGCCUAUGGAAACCUCUUGGUCUGUGCACAUGGAUUUAACUUCAUAAGAGGACCAGAAACUAGAGAGCAGUAUCCAAAUAAAUUUAUCCAGCGGGAUGACACCGAGAGAUUUUACAUUCUGAACACACUGUUCAACCUACCAGAGACCUACCUGUUGGCUUGCCUAGUAGAUUUUUUUACUAAUUGUCCUAGAUAUACCAGCUGUGAAACAGGAUUUAAAGAUGGGGACCUCUUCAUGUCUUACCGGAGUAUGUUCCAGGAUGUAAGAGAUGCUGUUGACUGGGUUCAUUACAAGGGCUCCCUUAAGGAAAAGACAGUUGAAAAUCUUGAGAAGUAUGUAGUCAAAGAUGGAAAACUGCCUUUGCUUCUGAGUCGAAUGAAGGAAGUAGGGAAAGUGUUUCUUGCCACCAACAGUGACUAUAAAUACACAGAUAAAAUUAUGACUUACCUGUUCGAUUUCCCACAUGGCCCCAAGCCUGGGAGCUCCCAUCGACCAUGGCAGUCCUACUUUGACCUGAUCUUGGUGGAUGCACGGAAGCCACUCUUUUUUGGAGAAGGCACAGUACUGCGUCAGGUGGACACAAAAACUGGCAAGCUGAAAAUUGGUACCUACACAGGCCCCUUACAACAUGACAUCGUCUACUCAGGAGGUUCAUCUGAUACAGUCUGUGAUCUCUUGGGAGCUAAGGGCAAGGACAUUUUGUAUAUCGGAGAUCACAUUUUUGGGGACAUUUUAAAAUCAAAGAAACGACAAGGGUGGCGAACUUUCUUGGUGAUUCCUGAACUUGCACAGGAGCUGCACGUCUGGACUGAUAAGAGCUCACUUUUCGAAGAGCUUCAGAGCUUGGAUAUUUUCUUGGCUGAACUCUACAAGCACCUUGAUAGCAGCAGCAAUGAGCGCCCUGACAUUAGUUCCAUCCAGAGACGUAUUAAGAAAGUAACACAUGACAUGGACAUGUGCUAUGGGAUGAUGGGGAGCCUGUUCCGCAGCGGCUCCUGACAGACCCUCUUCGCCAGCCAGGUGAUGCGGUACGCUGACCUCUAUGCAGCCUCCUUCAUCAAUCUGCUCUAUUACCCCUUCAGCUACCUCUUCAGAGCUGCCCACGUCUUGAUGCCUCAUGAAUCAACGGUGGAACAUACACAUGUAGAUAUUAAUGAGAUGGAGUCCCCUCUUGCUACCCGGAACCGCACAUCAGUUGAUUUCAAAGAUACUGAUUACAAGCGGCACCAGUUGACCCAGUCGAUUAGUGAAGUUAAACCCCCCAACCUCUUCCCACUGGCCCCCCAGGAAAUUACACACUGCCAUGAUGAAGAUGAUGAUGAAGAGGAGGAAGAAGAGGAAGAAUAAGGAGGAAAACCAAAACCGAGCAUCCAUUAAACACGUUUUGGCAGGACUUCCAGGAGCAAAGGAUAUCCCUGUUUGCGUUCUAGUGGUGGGUGGGGGAGCUCCAUAAAAGGUACAUGUGCGAAGUUUCUGAAGACCUUAAAAUAUUCUAAUCAUAGAGAGAUACUUUUUAGUAGUUUUGUUUGUCUGCACUCUGCAGAUGGUUCACAAUUGUAAUGGAGUCUGUAUUGGAAGAAAGCAAGGGUAAAGCCGGGCUGAACUGCAUGCAGAAGGCUCCAUCGUGGCUUGUGACACCAUUUCCUUGUCUGGUUUCAUCCUCAGUAUAUAUUGGAUAUACCAGGGCUAGUGAAGAGUAUCCGAGUGGAACGAAGAGGUGAUCUGAAAAUGAUAUGUUACAAAUUGUGCUCUUACUCCAAAGUCCAUCCUGAAAUUUUCAGUGCAUUACACAGUAUUGUAUGUCAGUGGAGAAAUAUAUUGUUUCCAUUACCAAAAAAAAAAAAAAAAAAAAAAAGAAA